Messenger RNA from Pleurotus ostreatus (oyster mushroom), 1629 nucleotides. RefSeq lists its product as uncharacterized. The transcript is spliced from 7 exons. The record is from RefSeq and is a predicted model, not a curated record. NCBI's taxonomy places the organism in Eukaryota, Fungi, Basidiomycota, Agaricomycetes, Agaricales, Pleurotaceae. The coding region runs from base 1 to 1629 and encodes 542 amino acids.
AUGUCCAAUGCUACUGGCUCUCUCCUUACCCCUCCGUUGGCUUCCGAUGAACAGUUCAAUCAGCCGAACACACCCAUCGACAUAUCCGGAAAGACGGCGCCGAAGCCCCUGCUCGCGAGGCCUCUAAGUGACAGCGAGUCGUCGUAUUUCCUCCCGUCUCGCGAGAAUGGCGUGAACGACAUGUACCUCCAUAUUGGCUUCCGUGCGCCGAAAGGGCUGGCACGGCGUGAACGCGCAGCUCUUGUAUGGACUAUCCUUCGUAUGAGGCAUCCCCUCCUCAUGUCGAAUGUGGAAAUGCGCGAUUACGACAAUAUACAAUUUGUGCUCACGCCUCCCGCUUCGGUAGCACAUGCCUUGGAAGAUGCCAGGAACAACUUCGAUGCAAGCUCUCGUAGCAAAGACGACCUGAUUGACUCCUUCUUGAAUGGCCCGAGGACACUGUCCAAUCAACGACUGUCAUAUCUGUAUUUCUCAGUACCUGACGAUGCUGGCACUUCCCUCCCCAGUCCCCCUCUUACACCGGAUCCAGGCUCAGCCAAACAACUAAUCGAGUCUUACGUGACCUGUGACUGGAUCGUAUGCGCGACACACUUCCUCGGCGAUGGGAUGGCCCUACAUCAGUUCGCCAACGACUACUUUAGCCUUUUUGGAAGCAGCAAGUCCGAUGAUGAACUUGAAGCGAUCAUGCAGGACGAAUGGGCCAUGCGAUGGGAGAAGAUCCCGGAGGAGUGCCCUGUAAUUCCCUCGUCGAUGGAGGCUAGAUUUCCACCUGUCGUCGGCGGGAGGUUCCGACGUGCUGUUGAACAGAUCGACUUCGCGAGGAAUCAGGAAAAGUCGAUUGGAGGACAUGCGUUCCCUAGAGCCUCUGGCAAACCGCGACAUACGAUCGUGCCUACAGUACCAUUCGAUGCAACUGAGACGACGAGAAUGCUCAAGCUUUGUAAGGCUCGAGGCGUUUCCAUUUCCAGCGUUAUGUUCGCUAUUUGCAACAUUGCUUGGAUUCGACUAAACAAAGGGAAUCCGGAGCUGCCCAUGAUGAUGUACUCUGCUCUCAACAUGAGACCCUAUCUUAUCGCAAACAAGUCGUUGUACGAAUCCUAUUGGUUCCUUGCCGUCGGAUACUUCAACGUGACGCUACCUGGGUUCUUACCUUCAUCGAAUGUCGACAAGACGUUCUGGCAUCGGGCGCGUUCAGCCAAAGAUCAAAGCUCCCAGGCAGCCAAAAGCCGCAUGGUUGUGUCUCGAAGCAGACUAAUGUCCAUUGAACGUGGUCAGCGAGCCAGAGGUUGGGCGAAGGAAGACGACGCAAAGGCAAAUGGGACAUGGCAAGCACCGCCUCCAUCAAACAAACCGAAAUCCUCGAAACCACCAUCGAUCGCAACCUUAGGACUAUCGCUCCUUGGCAAUCUAGAUGGGAUGUAUAAACAUAGCACAUACCCGGACAUCCAGCUGUAUUCGCUUACGACGGGAUCUCGCCAGCGGCCUGGUGGAAUGCUGCUGUUCGCGUACACCUUUGCUGGGAAGUUGUGGGUUAGUCUCGGGUACGACGAGAAUGGGUUCGAGGAGGAGACUAUUCAGACGUUCUGGGACAAUGUUCUUUCUGGGAUACGGGAAUUCCUUCUAGUGUAA